AUGGCCUCAUAUCAAAAAGCAAGAGAAUGGCGGACGACCAUCGCCGAACAGGAAUACCUCAUAUCGACCGACCUGAACAAUGUUUCGCACGACUUUGUCAAUAAUGCAUACGGUUCUGAUGAUAUGUACUGGGCCAAAGCAAUGCCUGCUGCCAUUCUACGAAACAUACUCUCGAACUCACUGGUGAUGGGCGUGUACGCGUUAGAACAAGUUGGAUUUGCUCGCUUUGUCACAGAUCAUGUCACAGUCUAUUACUUGACAGACGUGUACGUCGCGCCUGAGUAUCGUGGAAAAGGGUUGGGCAAGUGGCUGAUCAAAUGUUGUCGAGAGAUUCUUGACUCGAAGCCGCAUCUGAUGAGAGCAAUGCUCAUGGCUUCACCAGGAGAGGGCAAAGAGUUCUACGAGAAGAACCUGGGUAUGCGCGACAUCCAGGAGGAAAUUGCCGAGGGACAUGUUCUCCCCAUGACGCGAAACAGAAACACUUGA
Messenger RNA from Aureobasidium pullulans EXF-150, 486 nucleotides. RefSeq lists its product as uncharacterized. Gene Ontology annotation, molecular function: acyltransferase activity, transferring groups other than amino-acyl groups. Bases 1 to 486 code for a protein of 161 amino acids. The transcript has 2 exons. NCBI's taxonomy places the organism in Eukaryota, Fungi, Ascomycota, Dothideomycetes, Dothideales, Saccotheciaceae. The record is from RefSeq and is a predicted model, not a curated record.